Molecule: messenger RNA, 1998 nt
Organism: Letharia lupina
Lineage: Eukaryota; Fungi; Ascomycota; Lecanoromycetes; Lecanorales; Parmeliaceae
Exons: 4
Coding region: 1-1998 (665 amino acids)
Source: RefSeq, a predicted model, not a curated record
AUGACCGGCCAGGCGCAGCAACCGAUCUCAAGUCGUUCAUUCUACUUUGGAUUGGGAUACCUAGACCAGUGUGCUUGUUUUGUGGGCCUCGGCUUCUUAAACGUCUACUUGUUGCCCCACGUGUACAAGAAACAUCAAGAGAACAAGAUUGAGAUUGAAGAGCUUGAGGCCAAGGUGAAAAGGCUUCAGUGGGAUUUCGACCAUGGCCGGUACAGCAGCCAAUACGACUACAACGAUGAAUCGAGUCCUUUGAAGCCAAUCUUAUUUCCCUGUCGAACGUCUCACACACGUUUCUUCCCCCAGAAGCACAACUUUUCCUACUCAUACCUUUAUGUGGGUAUCCCAGUUGGCUGGCGAGGCUGGGUCUCGUCUUUCUUGACUGCAGAUCUCAGAACUUUGCCAUGGAGGGGCCGGAAACCCAAAAACGGCUGGUUCAACGUUGAUUCUGCCGAUUUUCUCGCUCGAGGGGAUAGCAUGCACGGUUUACGGGGCAAGCUUGAUACAUACCUUGAAUCUCAAAAUGAGAAGGUUGAGGACUACCCCAUUGCUUAUCUUGUGACUGCGCCUCGAUUUCUGGGGUACUCCUUCAACCCUGUGUCAUUCUGGUACCUGUACAACAGGACAAAGAAGCUGAAAGCCAUGAUACUCGAAGUAAAUAAUACAUUCGACGAGAGACGUAUGUACUUCUUAAAAGAUACGGAGCCUGACAAUGGAGCUUCUGUGGAUGAGAAUGAAAACCUCGCAGCCGGAAAAGUGGAUCAGAAGGGUAGCCAGGGCCAGAGUACACCCGAUCAGAAGGUACUCGGACGGUUCGCGAAAUCAUGGCCGAAGGACUUCCACGUGUCUCCAUUCAACUCUCGGAAGGGCGCCUACUCGCUUUCGGCUAAUGACCCCUUCUUUCCUAACUUAAGUAGCAGGGCUGGUGCAGCCCUCGUCAACAAUACCAUCACCCUUAGCUCUUCUAAACAGCAUCCAAAGCUCAUUGCUCGCGUUUUUUCUUCCUCUGAUAGCAUAGACCCCUACAAACUCAAAGGAUGGAGUAUCUUUAAAUUUAUUGCAGCUUGGUGGUGGGUAGGUCUGGUCACGUUCCCACGGAUAGCACGAGAAGCAGGGAAGCUCUUCUUUCGAAGAAAGCUACACGUUUGGUACAGGCCCGAGGUACUCAAAGACAGCAUCGGGAGGAAUGAGACGCAGGACGAAACAGCUAUCGCCACAAUUUUCCGACACUACCUCAAAACCCUUGUCGAAAGUUCAGAACUUCCGUUCGCUCUGCGAUUCCUAUCGGGCAUCGCGACCAUGUCUGCCGAGGAAUCCUUCAAGCCGCACGCCCUGUGUGACAAGCCAAACAUGCAGCAAAGCCCUGUAAAUUUCAAGAUCACUUCACCUCUCUUCUACGCCCAAAUCAGCCGCUGCACAUCCGUUUCCGAGUAUAUCAAGAUCGCUCUCUCAAAGCCAGAUCCUGGAGCAGCUACUUUCCAUACAUCUCACCCUGACCUCCUCACAAAACUUUUCGAAGAACCCCCUACUGUAUUCAACCUUUUCAACAUGCGGCCGUGGUGGAAAGCUGCUUCGGCAGAUAAAUAUGCGGUGCUUCUGGAUGUGUUCUCUCUCGCACCCACCUCGCUACUAAAUCUCCUCCGUUGGGUACCUAUUUACCUUUUUCGGCGCCUUCCGUCUCCAUCUCACCACUAUGCGCUUUCGGAUCUUGAUGCCUGCGCCGUGCAUCUGCCCGGUACCGACGCGCCAAAGGUGCUCGCAUACAGGAAAGCUGUCCUCAAGAUGCUGUUGAGCGAUUAUGUUGCUUUUGGUAUGCCAGCUGUGAUCGAUGCCGCGCUUUGGAUCGUCAAGAUCUGGCUCUGCUGGCUCUGCGUACAGUCUUUCGACAAUUUGGUCGGGCUUUGCGACGGGCAUAGGCAAUUGACCGUGAACGAGGUUGGGAAGGUGGUGCUGGGGUGUCUGGGCGUGCAUUUAUGGUGGGGUCUCGGAGAAGUGCUCUAG